Molecule: messenger RNA, 807 nt
Organism: Bipolaris victoriae FI3
Lineage: Eukaryota; Fungi; Ascomycota; Dothideomycetes; Pleosporales; Pleosporaceae
Exons: 4
Coding region: 1-807 (268 amino acids)
Source: RefSeq, a predicted model, not a curated record
AUGCCGCCAGUUGGACAGCCAUGUGGUCGCGAUGAACGUGGAUGGGAUGGAGCAACGGCCGUGGCAACCGGGGAGCGUGGGCCGCCGGAAAUUGCCAUCUCGGGCAUAGAGGGGGCGCAUUCGGCGCGGGAUGAUCUUAGCUCUGGGCUGCCCUCGAGUCUGCGACUGGGGGAGUGGAUUCGCAGUGGGGCUUUGGGCAGGCCUGUUGCUGCAGGCCCUCGGUCGCGUCUGCACAUGUGCCCUGCGCUAAGCGGGGCCUUGAUGCAAGCCACUGCACCGCACCCGAUUGUGCGUGAGCGUGUGCGCGUUGCACGUCGAGGGCUGGGCGUGCGACGGGCACGUCACAGCACCGCACCACGCACGGGGGGACGAGGGCGGAGGCGACGCCAGACGCGUAGUACCGUUGCUGGCGGAGAUUUGGUUCACACGACGGCCACCAGCGAUGCUAGCGGGCGGCAGCAGUGGAUUUGGGCCUCUUGCGCUAUUGUACGCUGCGCGCCCAAGCCCGUCACUGCCGCCGCGGGUGGUAGUGGUGGUGAAGGCGGGCGUGGGACUGGGCGUGGGAUGUCCCCCAACGUCGACGGCCAAAGCACCGCAGCACCAGCGCCAGUGCCAGUGCCAGGGAGAAAUGCCGGGGACAACCCACGGGCUGCUCCCCUAGCACCGCACGGCCGCCGCGCCGCGAAUCAGCUUCACGCCGUGCACUCGCAGGGCAUGGGGAGCGACGCCGCCGCCCGCCAACGCUCCUUGACCCUGGCCAAGCACCCCUGCACCACUGACAGUCCACCCCUGUCCUGCUAUUCAUGA